Yamadazyma tenuis ATCC 10573 is the source of this 1599-nucleotide messenger RNA. RefSeq names its product Nar1p (gene NAR1). The record is from RefSeq and is a predicted model, not a curated record. Lineage: Eukaryota; Fungi; Ascomycota; Pichiomycetes; Serinales; Debaryomycetaceae. Gene Ontology annotation, cellular component: cytosolic [4Fe-4S] assembly targeting complex. Gene Ontology annotation, biological process: iron-sulfur cluster assembly.
AUGAGUGCCAUACUAUCAGCAGAUGACUUGAACGACUUCAUAACGCCCGGGGCUGCGUGUAUAAAGCCCCCUACCCAGAAAGAGAACCCCAACAACGGCGAGGUUGAAGUGCAAAUCGGAAUGGAUGGAGACCCUUUAGAGGUGUCAAAGAUCGAUGGAUCUACGUCAAACCUUUCGCCAGCCCAGAUUUCGCUUGCAGACUGCUUGGCGUGCUCGGGGUGUAUUACUUCCGCCGAAGAGAUUUUGGUGGCGCAACAUUCCCACCAGGAGUUGUUGAAAGCAUUAAAUCAGCGUGACACUAAUACCCAUUUUGUUGCAAGUGUAUCUCACCAGUCUCGAGCCUCGUUGGCCACCGCCCUAGGCGUGACAGUGGAGCAAGCCGACAGGCUUCUCAUCAACUUAUUUGUCAAUCAGAUGGGCUUCCAAGCGGUGGUUGGUACAUCUUUGGGCAGAAAACUAUCUUUAAUCAGCGAAUCCUACAACAUCAUCCACAAAAAGGAGUCAAACUUCGAAGGUCCCUUGUUGUCAUCUGUGUGCCCCGGGUGGGUCUUAUACGCUGAGAAGACCCAUCCAUAUAUUUUGCCCAAGAUGUCUGACAUCAAGUCACCUCAGCAAAUAACUGGUUGUUUGUUGAAGAACAUAAUGGCAGAGCAGUUGGGUACUGACAAGAGUAACAUCUACCAUUUAUCGAUAAUGCCAUGUUUUGACAAGAAGCUUGAGAGUGCUCGUCCCGAGAAGGGUGAAGAGGAGUCCACAUACAAAGACGUGGAUUGUGUUUUGACUGCAAAAGAAUUGGUGACAUUAUUGGACCAACACCCGGACACGUUCAAGUUGAUUCCCGAUGAUGUGAAUGAUGUGAUACAUUCUCGGGUCUCUAUCCAGGAGAUCUACAAGCAAGUUGCCCCUGUGAACUGGCCGUUGGUGGAGUACGCAUGGUCCAAUGACUCUGGAUCCGCUUCCGGUGGAUACUCUCACAACUAUUUGACGAUUAUGAAAAACCACUUGAUGACGAAAUCCCCCGAACUCGUGGAGGACAACUUCUCCAUCAAAACCAUCUACGGUAAAAAUACAGACAUUUACGAGCUCAGGCUCAUGUAUAAUGAUGAGAAGGUUGCAAGUGCAGCUAUUGUGAACGGGUUCAGAAAUAUUCAGAAUCUCGUGAGGAGGUUUAAACCAAGUGCUCCCCAGAAGGCCACCGCCAAGGUCAACCCGUUAGUAGCCAGACGGAGAGCGAGAAUGCUGAAACCCAGUGGUGAGGGCUCAAUUCAAGAAGAGUUGGCAGACGCUUCAAAAUGCGACUAUGUUGAAGUGAUGGCUUGUCCCAAUGGGUGUAUCAAUGGAGGAGGUCAAAUCAGCCACCCCGAGGACAUGUUAGAGAAGGACUGGCUUUUGAAGGCAGUGGAAAACUAUCAGUUGAUCCCUUUGCUUUCUUUAGACUCUGAAGGUGUUCUUGCUUCCAUAGUGCCUGACUUGAUCAGCUGGAGUCAAGCAUUCACCAGCAAGUUCGACAUGCCCGAGUCCCGAUUGUUCAGAACAUGGUUCAAAGAAGUUGAAAAGCCAACUGAUCCCAAUGCCAUUCUAUUGGGUGCCAAGUGGUAG